AUGCAGGCGGAGACUCGAGUCGGCUCCCUUAAUUCCGUUCAUGGUGGCGGCGCAACGGCGGUCGACAGCGGGGCAGGGAGGAGGUUCGCGCACCAUCAACAGCAGCAGCGACCGUCGCAGCAGGCCCUGCAUCAACAGCCGCAGAUUGGAACAUGGCCUCAUCUGCUGGCUGGAGGGAUUGCCGGAGCCGUCAGCAAGACUUGCACGGCGCCGCUGGCUCGCCUCACGAUACUUUUCCAGGUGCGUCCCUUGGUUCCCAGCUGACGAAGGGGGAUCCUUCUAUUUAGACGCAGUACCCGGGGAAAAUUUCGUGUCGGUUCCUGUUCGUGUCCAUCUCGUCUAAUACUUCAAUUUACUAGAUAUUUUUCAUCUUGAAUGUAAAACAAGGUGCGUUUCAAUGCUGAACAGUCUGGAGAGCAUUGCGUCCCUUUGUGCAAUCAUUGUUAGAUGGACAUGUUUCGUCCACGUGCGUUUUCUUUUAGAACCAUUGGGGUAUCUGGGGUCUCCUUCAUUUGCAUUAUUAACGUGAGCAGGUUGAUCUGGGCCUAAUUUAUGAUGGGACAGGUAUUAGGGAGCUAGAGAUAGGAUCGGAAAGAGAAGUUUUGAUGCUGACCCUGCCUCGUUUCCCACCAAUAACGCAGCUUUGAACAAACUCUGUUGUUCAUGACGUCGUCAGGUGGAAGGUAGAAGGGUGGGCGCAUUUCCCUUUCGUUUAGUCCAUCAGAUUUGAGGUUCUUGGGAUAUUAUUGUCUCUCUUGGAAGACUAUCUUGUCUGCCGUUUAUCAAUGAUCCAACUUGUGGGUUUCUGUGGUCGAUUUAAUGUGGGUAUGAUUGCUCCUUUUUGUGAAGAGUGAUUGAGUUUUUUGGUGUAAAAUUUUCGAUCGGGAGAAUCAUGAGAUGAUUAUUACUCGAAGGAUCCUCCAGGGCACUAAAGGGGCCUGCCAACCACUGUUCCAUCAUACCUGCAGCACUUUAGCAAGAGGAAUGGAAAUAUUCGUCUGCAUUCUAGGCCAUGGCUUCUUCUCAUGAUAGUUGUGCUAGGAUCCUGACUGAGGUCCUUGAAUACGGUUAUUUUGAUCAAACUCGUUUGUGUUUGGAUAUUUUAUCAUAAAAUUUCAUCUGUGCAGGUGCAAGGAAUGCAUUCUGAUGUUUCAGCUUUAAGCAAAGCUAGCAUAUGGCGUGAGGCUUCCCGUAUUGUUUGUGAAGAAGGAGUUAGAGCAUUCUGGAGAGGAAACUUGGUCACAAUCGCUCAUCGUCUUCCAUAUUCUUCCAUAAGCUUCUAUGCUUAUGAAAGAUAUAAGCUGGUGAAUAGGGGACUCUUUGGAUGACCACUUUUUCAUUCUAUAGAGUUGUUUUAUGUUAAUAGAUUGUAACAUACCCAUUCUUCUGUGCAAAUUUUCUUCAGAUGUUGCAGUCGCUUCCUGGACUGGACAGACAUAGAGACUUUGUUGCUGCAGAUUUGUGUCUUCGGUUAUUAGGUGGUGGCUUGGCGGGGAUCACGGCUGCAUCCAUGACCUAUCCUCUAGAUCUUGUGAGGACGCGACUUGCAGCUCAGGUUAGCCCAAGAUUUUCGCUGUGUGGUACUAUCAAGAAAACUAGAUGUGGAUAUUUAGCAUACUGUUGAACAUCUUGCAUAUUACAGAUGUGAUAAAUUAGGUGGUGGUAUCAUCUUUUAUCCAGCAUUCUUACUACAUUGUACUGAAAAAGAAGAAACCAAGGUUCUUAUAUAUUACUUUGGCAUGUGUCAUUUCACUACUCUCCAGAAUUUACUGCUGUCAGAGUGCCAUUUCGGUCAUCUUCCUUUCAAGCAGUUGAGGAAGAAUUAAGUGGUUUAAUCUUCGUGCCCCGAUUUCUUUGUUGUUGUUAUUUCUUAUCAUUUGGAAUCUUAUCUGUUAUGCAUUGUUUGGUUAAACAAUUUGGCUUUUGCAGUUCAUUUGCUAUCUCAUCUACUUUGUAGCAAGUUUUAAUUGGUUUGAACAAUGCUUCAAUUGGCUGCUUUCUGAAAGAGGAAUAUUUCUGCUCGCUAGGUUUUUUAUUUUCUUCUGUCCUUGUAUUUCCUUUUGAACUAGUUUGUAGAAUAUUUUUGGUAUCAGGGUGGGUAUCUUUAAGCCAUUCAGAUCUCAUUACUUGGAAUCUCUACUUUGAAAAGUGACUGAAGACUCCUGUGUACGCCUCCUAUUGUAUUUGUCGUAAUUUUUCUAAAAUGAUCAGAGGUAAUGAUUUGGUUCUCUGCCUGAAAUGACGCUUAAAGACUCAAAUUGGUUACCUUGAGGAAAUUCAUUCUAAGUGAAAUUAAUGACUACUGUCUUCAUCAGAUAUUUUCAAUCUAUCUUCAUUAGCAAUGAGGUUAAUGUGGCGGACAUCUGAUCUGGAGUCUGCUUUGGCACCAUAAGAUUUUCUUGACAAGACUUGUGACUAGUAUUAAUUUUACGUGUGCAAACUAUGUGUUGUAUUUUUCUCUGUCAUGAAAGUGAUAUUUUCAAUCUCGGACGACCUAAGAUGUUAUUUGGAUCAUUUGGGUGGUUUCAGAGGCAAAGGCUUAAGUAACCUGUGCAGUAGAUGUUGGAAUAUUGGAAUAACUGUUUUGGAAGUCUGCCAUGUCCUCAUCUUUUUAGAGACGAUUACUUUCAGAUGACCUAGCAUUGAGUUACUGCCAGUUGAUGGUCAACUGAUGCAAUGGAGGUCUCCUUUCAGGAAUGGGGACUGCUACCAUGUUGUCGAUUGUUGAUGAAUUUUUGUACCUUGCUUUGAGAUCUUCAACAUAUUGCUAUUUAUUAUGACCAUCACGAUUGUGUCUUUGAGGAAUUUUCCAGCUUCAAAGACAUACACGGAAUCAAAGGUGCUGAUGUCUUCUCCAUGGACUUUCUCUAAGGAGUCUGGACAUCUCAUUUUGUCCUUCAUUAACUAGCCAAAUGAACCAAUUGAUGUGUCUAAGGUAUAGUCUGAUUAAGUAGCUCAGAUUGUCUUAUUUCCAAUGCAGAUUGGCAGAUCACCAAAACAUGUGAUGUAGGCCAUUUGAAUUUGCCUUUCUUUUUUCUUUUUGCCUUGUUGGAGUUUUUGCAAAUGCCUCCAAAGUUUCUAGAGUAUUGGGGUCCCUGGAAUGCACGUUUCUCUUGGUUUCCUUCAAUAAAUCGCUUGUGGAUUUGUGUUGUGGAAGGUCCAUGGUUACUUCCCCAUCCUCAGAUCUAGAUGUGAGUAUCACCCGGUUGUACACAUUGAUAUCUUGCCAUCCGUGGCUUAAAAUGUAGAUCUUUUUUUUUGGAUGCAGUUAGGGAACAGGAUGUGAAUUGAUUUCUCUAUGAGCUAAUUGCAACAUUCUUAUGGUAGAUAAUCGGAGAUUUCUCAGUACGUUAAAGAUGCCAUUCUUACCAAAACUAUCGGUGUCUUCUCUAUAUGUUAAAAAAUAUGACAUUCUUUUGACAAGCAAUCGGUCUCUUCUUUGUUUGUUAAAAUGGUAUUCUUUUGACAAAGAAAUUGGUCUCUUCUCUGUGAGCUAAAUAUGGCAUUCGUUCGACAAACGAUUGGUGAUUUCUGGGUAUGUUAAAGAUGACAUUCUUAUCACAACAAUUUAUGUUCUCUCUGUAUUUGAAUAUGGCGUUCUUUUGACAAGCCAUUGGUUUUUUCUCUGUGAGUUAAUAGUACCAUUCAUUUGACGAGCAUUCUUAUAUUGAAGUUUCCUACUUGGAUAAAUUUCAUCAUAUCUCAAAAGAAGUUGAUCUGUCUUGAUUCUUGCUGUAAGCACUGUGCCUAAUUGAUCCGUAACCCCCAUACUUGAGCAGUCUACCUGUUUCUGGUACUCUGGCCUAGGGCAUUUCAUCACCCAGUGAAGAAGCAACUUUUAUCUUGAACAGGGGAGAGCAAUGAUACUAAUUUGUGAGAAUUGGGAGGGACAUUUUAUUUGGGCAUUUGUUUGUCUCCCCUAUUAUAUUCGAAGCUAAUCUGGUGGCCUCUACAAAAAGAAAGAGUAAUUUUUACUGGCUGAAUAUUGUCAAUUGAUCUUAGAUUUUGCAAUAUACUGGAUUCAUAUUCUGUUGAACAUGGGAACGAUUCAGCUGUGUAGUGGUCUAUGAUGUAGUAUGCAUAACUAGCACAUAAAUCUAGAUGAGCGUCAAAGUGUGUUAUAUGUUGAUCUGAUUUAAUCUGAUUAUGGAUUCAAGUGAAACUAUAUAUCAUCAUCCUGAUCUACUUUGUUUGUGUGAUAUCUUCCACCAGUCGGACCAUUUUAUGUAUGUGCGGAUCGUUUUACUCUUGAAUCGCGUUGUGAGAAACCUGUGUUAUUUCAAAACUGGCAUUCGUUGCAUUACAUCGUUUCCCGGUCUGGAUUUGCCUGUGACUUUCCUGAUUCAAAAAUUUCAGACCAAUAGCAUCUACUAUAGAGGGAUUACACACGCACUCUAUGCGAUUUGUAGAGACGAAGGGGUCAGAGGACUGUACAAGGGCCUUGGAGCCACGUUGUUGGUACGCUACAUUCCUUCCUCCCGCUUUUUGUGUACACAUUUCUCUUGUUUCUUUGAGUUUCAUCGACUGUUGGUCUCACACAGGGUGUUGGUCCCAGUAUAGCGAUUAGCUUCUCUGUCUACGAGAAACUGAGAUCCGUUUGGCAGCUCGAAAGGUAGGUUGUAGCGCCCCUUCUAAGCUCUCUUUGUUUAUAUGUGCUGAGAUUUGUCCUCUGUAUAAGGAAAGUCGAGGUGUUGAAAAGAACGGUGGCCAUGAUCUGUGGGACUAUCUAUUCUAUGCAUUAACAUCAUGAACAACCCAUUCUCUGCCGAGUCCCUUUUUUUUUUUUUUUUUUUUUGAAAGUUUUCUUCUGGCUGGGUGAUAUUUUGAGGUAUUUUGCAGGCCCAGUGAUAACGUUGCUCUAGUUAGCUUGGCGUGUGGGAGUCUCUCUGGAAUCGCCUCAUCUACUGGUACAGACCCACCGCUCAGAGUAAAUAUUAAUGCAAAGUAUUCAAUUAUUGGCUGAAAGAAUAUAUUUUUGAGGCUGGCUCCUGGGUUCGGCAGAUAUAUCUGGCGCUGAUAUUUUUCCUUUUUUGCCCAUAUGCAGUGACCUUUCCGCUGGAUCUUGUUAGAAGGCGGAUGCAGCUGGAAGGAGUGGCGGGAAGAGCCCGUGUCUACGACAAGGGCCUCUUCGCCGCAUUCAGAGACAUCGUCCAGUCCGAGGGCUUGCGUGGGUUGUACAGGGGGAUCUUGCCCGAGUACUACAAGGUUGUUCCCAGCGUGGGCAUAGUCUUCCUCACCUACGAGUCUCUCAAGUCAUUCUUGGCUGGCGUGGCCUCGGACGAGUAG
Messenger RNA from Spirodela intermedia, 5286 nucleotides. Lineage: Eukaryota; Viridiplantae; Streptophyta; Magnoliopsida; Alismatales; Araceae. The record is from the annotation of a GenBank genome assembly.